ACAGAAUAAAAACACACACACACAGUGUUCCCUAAUCUCUCUCUCUCUUCCUUCAUCAGGCGUGUACAGUCUCAUUAUGCUCUGUUCUCUCUCUCCCUAAAAUCAUCAUCAGUUAUCCAUAACUCCUUGUCUCCAUUGUCUCCUUCUUCAUUCUUUUUUGCUUUAUCAUCAUCAAUCCCCCCCACCCCCACCCCCCCGGCGCCCCCUUCUCUGUUUUCCCUUCAGCUUUUGACUCUUUCAUAACAGACAAUAAAGACAUUCUUUCAAUCAUUUUUCACCCCACUCCUUCAUUCUCCCCUGUUUUUUUCCUUCACGUUCUGCCGUUGCUUGGCUCUAUAAAAUAAGGUCCAUAAUGGAUAGAUAUACCUAUCAAAAAGAGAGGGAGAUUUCUCAUUCUUCGAAUCCGUCUUUCUCUUCAACCCUUCUUGACGCAAUUUACCGGUCAAUUGAUCAAGGUGAAGAGGAGAUUGUUCUCUCAAUGCGGAAGAAACAGAGCAGCAACAACAACAUGGAGAGUUUUCAAAAAGCUUGUAUGAUUGAGAAAUGGAUGGAGCAUAAAGUAAGUGAAAAAGUUGUUGUUCGAAGGAAAUCUAUUGCAGAUUUCGAGAGGAAAUCGAGGAAUUUGAUGAAUUCGAGCUCGAGUUCUUCAGAUUCGAGCUGCGGUGGUGUGUUUUCUUCUUCCGAAACUGAAUCCAGUUACCCUAAUGUAGUCAAUUCAUCUGGAUCUUCUUCGUCUUGCUACGGUCUAAACAGACCUAAACCCAUUCGAACUUCCAUUUCAGCUCCAAAACCAGAAAAAUUCAACAAAAACAAUGCUAAACAGGUCAACAAUUACGGCGAUUUCCGCCAUAAUCAACUCCACGUGGAAAGAGAUUUCGCUCCAAAAACCAAAAGUGAAACUGGCUUUGUAAAGACGAAAUCAAAAGCUUUGAAGAUUUACGGAGAUUUGAAGAAAGUGAAGCAGCCAAUAUCUCCUGGAGGUAAAUUAGCAAGCUUCUUGAACUCGCUUUUCACUCCAGGGAAUGCGAAGAAACCUAAAGUUUCUUCAAAUUCAGGAAACGCAUCGUCAUCCACUUGUUCCUCAGCCUCUUCGUUUUCCAGAUCAUGCUUGAGUAAAAGUACACCAAAAUCUAGCGGCAACGGUACCAAACGUUCUGUUAGAUUUUACCCGGUGAGUAUAAUAGUAGACGAAGAUUGUCAGCCAUGCGGACACAAAAAUCUGUACGAUGACAAAAUACCCAACACAGAACAAUCCGUUAAAAACAUCAGAAACUCCGUUAAUGAAGAGCUCAAAUUCCAUGCUAUGGAGAAAAAUCGUCGAGUUGAGGAAGCAGCCAAAGAUUUACUGAGAAAUUCUCAAAUAAAGAAUAUGGAGAUUUUCGAUUACGAGGAUGACGACGACGAUGAUGCGGCUAGUUGUGCAAGUUCAGAUUUAUUUGAACUUGAUAAUCUUUCUGCAAUUGGAAUUGAUAGUAAUAGGUAUCUUGAAGAAUUACCAGUUUAUGAAACUACUCAUCUUGAUACUAAUCGAGCCAUUGCUAAUGGUUUGAUUUUGUAAUAAAAAGUUGGUUAGAGUGUAUUAUUAUCGUUAACUAAUGUAAUUUUUGUAAUUGGUUUGAUUGGGGGUUUACAUUCGAGAGAAAUGAAAUUUCUUCUCUAAAUUA
Capsicum annuum is the source of this 1664-nucleotide messenger RNA. Its product is annotated as protein BIG GRAIN 1-like A. The transcript has a single exon. The record is from RefSeq and is a predicted model, not a curated record. Gene Ontology annotation, biological process: auxin-activated signaling pathway. Bases 353 to 1558 code for a protein of 401 amino acids. NCBI's taxonomy places the organism in Eukaryota, Viridiplantae, Streptophyta, Magnoliopsida, Solanales, Solanaceae.